AUGACAGUGACAGGUAAGGAGUCGUAUAAAGAGGUUGUGCAGAUAGCUUUGCGGGCUGAGAAACUUGCAAUUGAGAACAGGCGAAUUCGGGCUGAGUUUGCCAAAAUGAGGAAUUCGAAUAUAUCUUCUGGUCAACCCUCGAAGAAGCAUAAGGAUUUAUCUACUUCAAGGAGUACCAUCGCGUGUGGACAGCAAGGUCACAUAAGGAUGGCUUGUCCACAGUUAGUGCGAGCUACUAUAGCUGUUUCAUCUCCUUCUGUUCGUAUCGAUACACAAAGAAGAGAUUUUUCUGGGUCACAAUCGCGGCAAGGUGUUGUGAUACAGUCUGAUGUGGGGAAUAGAUCUUAUGUGAGCAAGACACUUGCAUAUUUCUCUGAUAGAAACCUGUCACCUUUAGAGGAAGAGAUUGUAGUCCAUACCUCUCUAGGAGAACAAUUGAUUAGAAACACUUACUGUAGAGAUUGUGGGAUAAGGGGAGUAGAGGUUGUAUUUGCAAGGGAACGUCGAGUAUUACCAUCUUGUGUAAUCUCGGCUAUUAAAACUUUGAAACUAGUACGAAAGGGGUAUCCUGCUCAUUUGGCACAUGUGAUUGAUACCUCAAAGAGGGAACCUAAGUUAGAAGAUGUCCCAAUAGUAAAUAAGUUCCUUGAUGUAUUCCCAAAUGAAUUACCGAGACUACCUCCUGAUCGAGAGCUUGAGUUCUCUAUUGACUUACUCCCGGGUACUGCACCUAUUUUUAUUCCUCCAUAUCGAAUGGCUCCGGUAGAAUUAAAAGAGUUGAAAGUCUAG
Theobroma cacao (cacao) is the source of this 789-nucleotide messenger RNA. The record is from RefSeq and is a predicted model, not a curated record. NCBI's taxonomy places the organism in Eukaryota, Viridiplantae, Streptophyta, Magnoliopsida, Malvales, Malvaceae.